Beauveria bassiana ARSEF 2860 is the source of this 987-nucleotide messenger RNA. RefSeq names its product HIRA-interacting protein. Gene Ontology annotation, cellular component: mitochondrion. The coding region runs from base 1 to 987 and encodes 328 amino acids. The record is from RefSeq and is a predicted model, not a curated record. Gene Ontology annotation, biological process: iron-sulfur cluster assembly. NCBI's taxonomy places the organism in Eukaryota, Fungi, Ascomycota, Sordariomycetes, Hypocreales, Cordycipitaceae. Gene Ontology annotation, molecular function: iron-sulfur cluster binding; iron ion binding. The transcript is spliced from 2 exons.
AUGGCCGCCGCGUCCACCCCGUCGCGGUCCGUCCUCGCCCGCGCCCUCCUCCGCUCGGCUACCUCUCGGCCGGUGGCGACAUGUCCGAUGCAGCUGCGGCAGAGCCUCCGCGCGGUCGCGGCCUCCUCCUCCUCCUCCUCAUCUUCCUCGCAAGGCCACCGCUCGCGCGCUAUGAGCACCGCCGCCGUCUCUUCAUCACAAUCGCGCGGUACACGGCGCCCGCAAGCCCAUGCCCUCGGGCGCACUCCUCAGCAUCCUAGCGCCGCCGCCGUCGCACGCCGCACCAUCUUCAUCCAGACCGAGCCCACGCCCAACAGCGACGCGCUCAAGUUCCUGCCCAACCACCGCGUGCUCCCCGAGGGCUUCGCCGCGCCCUUUGUCGAGUAUAUGAGUCCGCGCGCGACCAUUGCCCCGCCACACCCUUCGCCGCUCGCCGCCAAGCUCAUGAACAUUGACGGCGUCACGUCCGUCUUUUACGGCGCCGACUUCAUCACCAUCACAAAGGCCAGCGACGCUAACUGGGCCCACAUCCGGCCGGAAAUUUUCGCCCUUAUCACCGAGGCCAUCACCUCGGGCGAGACCAUUGUCACCUAUAAGGAGGCGCCUGUGGGCGCUGGGGCCGCGCCCGCGGAGGAGCAGGCCGACAGUCUAGCCUACGACGAAGAUGACGACGAAGUUGUGGGCAUGAUCAAGGAGCUUCUGGAGACGAGGAUCCGGCCCGCCAUCCAGGAAGACGGCGGCGACAUUGAGUUUCGCGGCUUCGGCGACGACGGGUUCGUCAACCUGAAGCUUCGAGGCGCGUGUCGAACGUGCGACUCGAGUACGGUGACGCUGAAGAAUGGUAUUGAGGGUAUGCUCAUGCACUACAUUGAGGAAGUCAAGGGCGUCCGCCAGAUUCUCGACGAGGAGGAAGAGAUUUCUCUGCAAGAAUUCGCCAAGUUUGAAGAAAAAUUGAAGCAACAAAAGGGUGUUGCCCAAAGUGCAUAG